Xenopus laevis (African clawed frog) is the source of this 3133-nucleotide messenger RNA. RefSeq names its product protein kinase 2-like. The record is from RefSeq and is a predicted model, not a curated record. The coding region runs from base 1 to 2265 and encodes 754 amino acids. NCBI's taxonomy places the organism in Eukaryota, Metazoa, Chordata, Amphibia, Anura, Pipidae. The transcript has 12 exons.
AUGAUUGUGGGCUGCAAGAACUUUUCCGCUUGCUGCAUGAAGGCCAGAUCAUCUCUUGCGAUUCCUGCUUCAAACAUCGGCUCCACCUUCACCUGGGAUUCCAUCUUCCAGGGUAUGAGACUGCUGGGUAACAUCAGGCCUAGAAUUAUGAGGGGCAGUCACUCAUUUGGCACAUCACACAGACAGCUAACCCUGAAUAUUUUAUUGGACCAUCAAGGACACGUUAAAAUCUGUGACUUCAGCCUGGUAAAGCAGAGCAUCUUUGAUGGCGACCUAACAACUGGCUGGGCCGGAAUCAUAGAAUACAUGUCGCCAGAGAUUCUAAAGAGAAAAGCAUACAAUGCAACAGUAGACUGGUGGUUGUUUGGCGUCACCAUCUGUGAAAUGGCCACUGGUAUGUCACCCUUCAACAACAGUGACACCAAGGAGCUUAUUAAUUCCAUCAAAUUCUGUGAUCCAGAGCUACUUGAUUGGCUGGAUGAAGAUCUAAAACAUCUUCUGGGACAGGUGAAUACAAGAGACCUCAACCGUUAUGACAGUUGGUGUGACAGCGUCAGAGAGAGAAGAAGCAGAAGAGAGAGCUCCAGUGGAUUUCAAGAGAAUAUGAAGAGAAUACAUUCUAAUUCCAUCGAUUCGGAUCCCCCACCUUCAAAGGAGAAGAAGAGAAGAGAAGACCAUGAAGAAGAGCAAGAAGAAAGCCAGAAAGAGAAGAUAGAGAGCAGUUUGGAGGAACAGCUAUCAGAGAAGGGCUGCAGGGAGGAGAGCAUACCCUCUGGUUUCAAAGAUUCUGACCCCCAGCCCUCAAAGGUGAAGAAAAGAAAAGAAGACCAUGAAGAAGAGGGAGAAGAAAACCAGAAGGAGAGGAGAGAGAGCAGUUUGGAGAAACAGCUGCCAGAGAAGGGCUGCAGGGAGGAGAGCAUACCCUCUGGUUUCAAAGAUUCAGACCCCCAGCCCUCAAAGGUGAAGAAAAGAAGAAAAGAACAUGAAGAAGAGGGAGAAGAAAACCAGAAGGAGAAGAGAGAGAGCAGCUUGGAGAAACAGCUGCCAGGUAAGGGCUGCAGGGAGGAAAGCAUACUUUCUGGUCUCAAAGAUUCAGAUCCGCAGUCCUCAAAGGUGAAGAAAAGUGAAGACCACGAAGAAGAGGAAGGAAAAAAACAGAAGAAGAAGAGAGAGAGGAGUGUAGAUGACCAUCUGCAAGUUGAGUGCUACAGGGAGAAGAAACGGAGAAGGCAGGAGACUGAUGAAGGAGAAGCUGGACCUGUGAGUGCAGAAGCUCAACCUUCAAGGCUGAACCCGCUCAGUAUCUCCAGUUACAACUUCUACUCUAAGUUGGGAGCAGGAGGAUAUGGCAAAGUAAUGCUGGCUUCGUUAGGAGACAGGAGGCCAUAUGUGGCUGUAAAAUCUGUCGGCAAACGAGAGCUCCCAGAUUACAGCAGCCUUCUCUCAGAGUCUCAAGUGCUGAACAUCGGCAGACACAGCCCAUUUCUUUGCCAAGGCUUUGCCGCUUUUCAAACCCAGUGGCAUGCCUUCUUUGUAAUGGAGUACCUGAGUGGGGGAAGCCUUGAGGAUGAGCUGAAGCGACACGGGACGCUGCCCAUAGAGAGAGUACGGUUCCAUUCUGCGGAGAUGAUUUGCGGCCUACAAUACCUGCACGGCCUCGGGAUUAUCCAUCGAGACAUCAAACCCAUGAAUGUUCUAUUGGACCAUCAAGGACACGUUAAAAUCUGUGACUUUGGCCUGGCAAAGCAAAGCAUCUUUGAUGGUGACCUAACAACUGGCCGGGCCGGAACCAUAGAAUACAUGGCGCCAGAGAUGCUGAACAGAAAAACAUACAAUGCAGCAGUAGACUGGUGGUCAUUUGGCAUCACCAUCUGCAAAAUAACCACUGGAAUGUCACCGUUUCACAACAGCGGGAACAUGGAUCAGCUCAUUAGUUCCAUCAAAAACCAUGAACCCAAUAUACCCGACUGGCUGGAUGAAGAUCUAAAACAUCUUCUGGGGCAGCUACUAGAAAAGAAUCGGAAGCAACGCCUUGGUGUUCGAGGAAACAUCAGAUGCCACCCAUUCUACAAAGCUAUCGAUUGGGUGGCGCUGGAAGAGGAAGGAUUGCAACCCCCUUACCAGCCGAGAACACCACCACCAGACCUAUUCCAGCCGUGUAAAGAGAAGCUGUCAUUCCUGGAGUACAAGGAGGAUGAAGGAACAUCAGGGGGCAGUGACACCAUUCCCGGCUUCUCAUUUCAAAGUUCCACCUGGCUGACGUAAGUAUGUGUAGGCGUUUAAUCCAGCCAAUAAAAACAAUUUACUAUUCCAUCAGCACAGGUUUUAUGGGACAAUGGGCAUGAUUGUGGGCUGCAAGAACUUUUCCGCUUGCUGCAUGAAGGCCAGAUCAUCUCUUGCGAUUCCUGCUUCAACCAUCGGCUCCACCUUCACCUGGGAUUCCAUCUUCCAGGGUAUGAGACUGUUGGGUAACAUCAGGCCUAGAAUUAUGAGGGGCAGUCACUCAUUUGGCACAUCACACGUAAGUAUAGGUGGGUAUCUUUAUGUGAGCGAAUGUGUGAGUGAACGUGAGAUAUGAAAGGAUAAGGGUGUAACAGAAGGAAAGCAGAGUCUAAGAUCACAGCCUGCUUUGUCUUCCUGCACAUCAUGUCUAUGGAACCAAUACCCUGUUAGUUAUUUAUACAGUUCUAAAGUUCUCAUAGUUGGGUAGAAAUCCAGAUCAAGGGUUUUUUUCCAUCUGAAGUAAGAUGGGUUUUUUUUUUUACCUUGUCCUGGAAGUUAGUUAUUUAUAUAGCUCUAUAGUACUCAUAGUUGUGUAGAAAUCCAGAUCAAGGGUUUUUUCCCAUCUGAAGUAAGAUGGGGUUUUUUACCUUGUCCUGGUAGUUUUGAUGUUAAAUGAGCAAAGGGUGGGACAUAGACACGUGCAGUUUAAGCCUCGUUUGUUGUCUUUGUUUGUCACGUUUGUCCUGUUGUGUGAGGCGUUACACCCGGCGUGCCGGUAACAAGGUUGAAGCCUUGACGUGGCGUUACUGCUCACAUGUAUAAACAUGUGCUAAUUCAACCAAUGCUGAGAGUGUGAGUGAUGUAUUGUUUCAUUGGCAGAAUUUGUUUUACUUGCUCAUAACCUCUUUAU